GUUUUUUUUAAAUGACUUUCUUCUGUGGCUACACAAUUAAUUAAAAAAAUUUUUACAGGCCAUGGGGUGUUUGUUGUACAAACUAUGUUUUUUCAAUUUACCAUUUGGUGAAAGUGCAUUGGCUAUCCAAAGUGGUAACUUUACCAUUCCAGAUAAUUCUAAAUAUUCUAAACAUAUGCAUUCCUUAAUUCGUUAUAUGUUGGAGCCUGAUGCAGACAAAAGACCAGAUAUUUUUCAAGUUUCUUUUGUAUCAUUUACAAUAGCAGGAAAGGAGUGUCCUGUACCAAAUUUAAAGAAUUCACCCAUUCCAGAUAUUGCAUCCCUUCCAGUACCAAAUGUUGAAAGUGAAGCAAAGAAAGCAAUUUCAAAACCACAGAGGUUAAUUACAACACCAAUUGUGGAAGGAACAUCAGUUGCGCCUCGGCAGCGGCCAAAGGGCUCUCAACCUCCAACAGUUGGGGGUUUACCUCUUUUAUCACAGGCAAGUUUAACUCCAAGUAAACGCUUAACACCUACUCCAACUACACCCCAGGACGGUGGAUCCAAUACUUCUAUAACAUCUCGUAUGUCUAAUGUCACAUCGCAAUUACUAACACCUCAUCAUUCAAAAUCUGCUGUACAAUCUCCUGCUGGUAUAACACCUCCAUCUACAAAUGUACUAACCAGUCCUGGUGGAGACAGUACUGUUACUCUUACCUCAUCUACUUCUGCUCCAGGUUCUUCCACAACUACACCAUCACAAUCUGCUAGCACUCAGAUUGGACAUGUGGAUCUUUUUCCUCCAACCAAUUAUCAAGAUCCAUUUUACAGUGAUAAUAAACAAAACUUACAAGGAAAUAAUGGUACAAUUUCUGUAUUAAAUAAAACAGAAAAAGAAAGUACUGCAACAUUAUUGCAAAAUGCAGACCAUCUUGUUCAUUCAGUUAUGUCUGUAACACCUCCACCUUCUCCAACUCUCAGUCAACAUAGUCAUCAUCGUAGAAAUGCCAGUGAUACUUCUGCCUUCAAUAAGAAUGUUGCUAAAGAAAUCACUCAGUUUUUGACUCCAUAUGAAACUUCGCAAAACCAUUCUAGUUCUGCUUCUAAACCUCAGGCUGGUGAUUUAAAGUCCAGUCAAUGGAAUCCAUUUGAAGAUGGUCAAAACUCAGAAGAUCAUUUGUUUGGUCAGGAGUUUGAUAAAAUCAGAAGAGGUUCACAAAGUAGUAUUUCUAAUGUAAAGAGUAGAGAAAGCCUAGUCAUGAGUGCUUCUGAUUUGAUUGACUCAGACCCAUUUGGAGCAGCUCCUUUCAGUUCAGCAAGUGCAAAAUCAAGUGGAAAAGAAAAAACGUUUCAAUCUGAACAGAUGUCAACAGCACCUUUAACUGGAACAGUUGCUUCUGCCGACCGUGAUAUAUCAUGCUACGUUCCACUAUAUUCCGAAGGUGAUGUUGACGGAGAAUUAAGGCAGCGUCACAGUAGUGAAAAUUCCAGUGCCUCUCGCGAAGGAAGUCAAAGCAUACACAGCAAGCGAUCUAGCAAAGAAAUCUUUGGUGCUUCAUUUGUUAAGAUUCCAAUAGAAGAUAGAUCAAAAUAUGAAAAAUUAUUAGAUUUUGAUGAGGAGGAACAAAAAAUGAUUCCUGUUACUCACGAAGAUAGUGAUUCAAUUGGCUCGGCAAGCGAUCUUAGAGCUCAAGUCGAUUCUAGUGAAGAAGAAGAUAUUUGUUCCGACACGUCAGAUAAAGACGAACAAGAAUAUCCAAAGACAGCUGAAAACUUAUCAUUUACCGACAGCAGUGCUACAGAGAAGACCAGAAAACUUUCGGAAUCCACGAAAGGAUCUUAUCAAGACGUUUUCAUUGGCCAUUGGGAAGGAGAUAAACCUCUUUUAGAAGACGAUGAAUUGUCAGAUGGAGAACAAAAACAAAUAUUAUCAGAAAGACAAAACUUUUCAGAAAUUCCAGUUUCUACCGAUAAAGAGAAACAUUCUGAUGUGUUUGGGGCUGCUCCUUUCAAAAAAUCCUCUUCCAUUACAUCUAAAAGUUCACUUAUUAAUAGUGAAACGGAUGAAAUUGAUGUGUUUGCACAAGCUCCUUUUAGAAAGCCCAAUACAAAAAUUUUAUCAGAAACAAGAAAAUUGCGUUUACAAAAGAAGAAAUCGAAAGAUGAUCCAAAAGAAGAAAUCAAGCCAGAAAAUCCAGACAUAACAAAUAUGGAACAAGCGAGACUACCUCUUACUUAUAAUCAAGUAACUCCUAUCAAUACCGAAAAGCCUCUGUCUUCACCUGUGCAGCAGAUAUCAAAGUGGAAAGAUAAGGAUUUGUUUGGUUCAGCUCCGUUUUCUCAAAUUUCAAAUUCCUUAUCGGGAUCAAAUAAAUCUAUCCAAAAUAGCCCAAAAAUAAGCUACCAGAAUAUUGGAAAAGUUCAAAAGCAUAGUUCUAGUGAAAUUAGAGUUCCCUCGCAGAUUAUAAUUGGAAGCAAACAGAGAUCGGUAGUUACUGUACCUCCAAUUACAACAAACAGAUCGCAGGUAAACGGAAGCCAAGAUUUAUUCGGUGCUAUACCAUUCAAUAACAUGGCAACUCAAUUAGUCGGUACAAACAAUUUCCCGGCGGCAGGAAAAAGCGUAAGAGUUUCGGAAAUUUGUCACACCUCGACCGUCGACAACGGUAACAUCCCUCAAAAUUCAUCUAGUUCCUUCAGUUGUGAUCCCAACGGGAAAAAACUGACAACCCGCGACAAAUCUCACUAUCACGAUUAUAUCGAAGAAGACAGCAUCGCCCACGAUGAAAACGUAAACGUGCUUCCAUCAAAACACUACACUCAAAUCAAAUCAAGUAGAAGAACUAAGCACUCAAAGAAGAAAGAAGCACGAGAUAAGGCUAGUAGUAACAACGCAUUCUCAAACAUGAGUUUCGAAGACAUCGGCAGCGACGAGGACAAGAGCGUUCUCAACCGUUCUUUCACCAGAGACCAAAACUCGGGUAGCAACAAGUCUACUCAUUCGAUUAAAAAGACACUGACAUGAAUACAUUUCUAAUAUUAAACCUUUUCCACACUACUAUCGACAGCCGGCAUAUAUUGGUAGAAAGCAGAAAUAUAAUUACGAAGAAAUUUUCCAAAUCCAUUACUUUUUAGAUGGA
Molecule: messenger RNA, 3119 nt
Organism: Centruroides sculpturatus (bark scorpion)
Lineage: Eukaryota; Metazoa; Arthropoda; Arachnida; Scorpiones; Buthidae
Product: BMP-2-inducible protein kinase-like
Exons: 9
Coding region: 62-3004 (980 amino acids)
Source: RefSeq, a predicted model, not a curated record